Molecule: messenger RNA, 2823 nt
Organism: Nasonia vitripennis (jewel wasp)
Lineage: Eukaryota; Metazoa; Arthropoda; Insecta; Hymenoptera; Pteromalidae
Product: runt-related transcription factor 1
Exons: 7
Coding region: 408-2366 (652 amino acids)
Biological process (GO): regulation of DNA-templated transcription
Cellular component (GO): nucleus
Molecular function (GO): RNA polymerase II cis-regulatory region sequence-specific DNA binding; ATP binding; DNA-binding transcription factor activity, RNA polymerase II-specific
Source: RefSeq, a predicted model, not a curated record
UCUACGGCAUUACGUCGCGAGCCGCCGAGCGCGACUGACGCGUUUCCCUUCGCGCCGUAGCGGCCGUUUACGUGCAUCAUCUACGUACAUGACACACGCGCGCCGAGCGCGCUCUCAUGUCAGCCACGCGGGUGUGCGAUACAUUCGAUUGUCGAUCGAUUAUUCGAGCUCCGAUAUAAUCGAUAGUCGCGAGUGUCUCGACGUGAUGGUCUGCGAGAAAAGGACAGUGAGUGACAAGUGUCGUCGUCGGCUGUGAGGGACCGAUCUCGGACCGUUGUGUGCUGUAAUCUGUGUGCGUAGAUCGAUACUUUAUAGCCCUUGAUCGAAGUCAGUGAACAGUAUACUGCAGGGUUGUGCGCGCGAAGAUGAGACAGCGGCGGAGAAGCUAGUCGACGAGAUCGGCGCGGAUGCAGCCGCCGAUCCAAGCGCGGGAAAUUCAAAGCUCCAAAAUCCGAAAGCUCGACAAAGCACGCGUACUUCAAAAUUUCUCCCCCGGAAGUCCGAAGGAAAAUCGAAUAACCAUUACACGCUCCACGACGUACGGCUCAGUGCAUCGGGGCAGCUGCGCAGCGUCGGCGGCCGAUGGGAUUAUGCAUCUCCCGGUGGGCUCGGUGAGCUGCAGCGGCGAAAGCUUCGGCAGCCUGAGCCAACAGCAUCAUCACCAUCAGCACCACCAGCAGCACCACCAGCACCACCAGCAACACCACCAGUUACAGCAGGAGCAGGACAACGGUAAUUUGGUGGCGCUGCAGCCGGCCCAGUAUCAGCAGCAGAUACAGGAACAGCACCAGCAGCAACAGCAGCAGGUAGAGGGACAGCGACAGGAGGAGGCUGCGGAACCGGGACCGACCGGCGCCGCCGGAGAAAUGAGCGAAGCUGCGGCCGUCGGCGAGCUCUGGUGGACCGAGAGGCUCGUCGGCGAGGCACAGGCCGAGCAUCCUGGUGAACUCGUUAGGACAGGUUCCCCGUACUUCCUCUGCAGUCAGCUGCCGACGCACUGGCGAUCGAACAAGACGCUGCCGGCGGCGUUCAAGGUCGUGGCGCUGGGAGAGAUCGGCGACGGUACCCUCGUCACCGUGAGGGCGGGUAACGACGAGAACUGCUGCGCCGAGCUGAGAAACUCCACGGCGCUGAUGAAGAACCAAGUGGCCAAGUUCAACGACCUCAGGUUCGUCGGCAGGAGCGGAAGGGGCAAAAGCUUCAGUAUAACGAUAACGGUCUCGACGACGCCACCCCAGGUCGCGACGUACACCAGGGCUAUCAAGGUCACCGUCGACGGGCCCCGAGAGCCGCGCUCCAAAACGAGGCAGCAGCACCAGCAGUUCCGGGCUCUGGGCCUGGGUCAGCGGCCCUACCUCGACGGGCCGAACUCCUUCACGAAUCACCUGCGCGAGCUCGAGUACAGGCGUUCGAAGCAUCACCCACACCACCACCAUCAUCACCAGCAACAGCAGCAACAGCAACAGUUGGCGACGGCGCAGCUCCAGAGUCCGGUAUCGGGGGACAACGCCAACGUCAACUCAUCGACCACCUCACCGUCUUCCGGCAGUCACCUGACGAACACUACUGGUGGUGCCACUGCGCAUCAGGAUUGUUACAAGCACAGUCCGCAGCAUGGGGAUACGAGCGUCGGUACCGGCGGCGGCGGCGGCGGCGGCAGCAACAGCGGCGCGACGACAGCGACGGAAUGGGCGUAUCCGUCAGCGGCGCCGUCUUAUCCGGCGCCCGCGGGAAGCGCCGCCGGCGGAGCAGCAACAGCUGGAGGCGGCAGCGGCAGCGGCUCUUACUCGCCCAUACCGGCCGGCGCGUUCUCUUAUCCCGGCGAGGCGCUCGCCCAUCAUCCAACCACCGAGCCUGUGCCCCUUCCAACUGUGCUUCCGUCGGACGGCCAGCAAAACGCCUACACGCCGAACUGCGUGUCGAUGUACCCGAGCGGCGCAGCCUCGUCGACGACCUCCUCCCUCGCGUUAAUCCAGAAUCCAAGCAGCGUCAAACCCUUGGUAGACACCAGUUCGGACAUGUACGCCACAGCGACGGGCAGCCCAGGCUCGACCGGUUACCACCACUACGGCGGCUGGACGACGGCACCCGGACCCGCUACCCCCGUACCUGCCCCAGCAAAUUACAAUCCGAACUAUCAGGGCUACUAUCAUCAAAAUCCCGCGGCGCAGAACUACAUCGGUCAGGCGCCGAUGGUUCUCUAUCCCCAGGUGUUCACCAGUACCAUCAACCAGAACCAGAUCCACCUGCAUCUCAGCGAAGAGACGCUGGCCAACAGUAACCUGACGAUCAGUAGCAACAGGCUAGAGAUCGGAGUGCUGGGAGAAGAGAACGAACAGAGGAACGAUGUUUGGAGGCCGUACUGAGGAGACCUGGGCUGUGGAAGCUCUGAGCUGUGGCCAGUUCAGGAGCCUGACAAAGCCAACGAUGAGCGAGCGAUCGCCAUUAGCCGAUUACCUCGUGCUGCAGCGCAUCAUCAGGGCCGCGAUCCAACGAGGAUCAGCAGCGGAUGAUGCAUCAUCAGAGUCGCGCCUGACCGCGCGAACUCUCCCGACUCUUUUCCCGUCGUACGGGUGUACCUAUACAUAUAUAGAUAGACAUACAAACACACACACAACUGUAGUGCGAAAUCUUCGUGCGAAUCCCCCUUCCGAGCUCUCGGACUCGCGAACGAAGACGCGAGUGGAGCUGUAUGCGCGUGUACAUGUUGGCAGGGGUACGAGAUGCGAGUGCGACUUGAAGCGGAUGAAGAAGAGACUUUAAUAUAUUGUACAUACGCAGAUAUUUUCCAUGAAUAAAAAAUCUUGCCAAAUCCGUUCCUAA